Molecule: messenger RNA, 1314 nt
Organism: Helicoverpa zea (corn earworm)
Lineage: Eukaryota; Metazoa; Arthropoda; Insecta; Lepidoptera; Noctuidae
Product: beta-ureidopropionase-like
Exons: 1
Coding region: 153-1256 (367 amino acids)
Molecular function (GO): beta-ureidopropionase activity
Source: RefSeq, a predicted model, not a curated record
GGUACAUAAAGUGUUAAUACACAACGAGCCGAGACUCGAUAUGUUAAACAUCGAUUAGUAACACUCGCCACACUUAUUUACAUCGCACACAACAUUACGCAACUUAUCACUUUGUUUUUAUACCGAAGUUAUUUAUAUCUGACAAGUCAAACAUGAACUCAAAAACAGUGCGAAGUUUGGACGAAAUAAUCAAAAAUAAUUUGGAUUCGGAGCAGUUAAAGGAAUACAAUAGGAUACAUUAUGGAAGAAAGGAUCAUUCUGAAUUGAAACUUCAAGAUUCUACCAUAAAAGCUGGUGAGAAAUAUGGAUUCGAAGUCGCAGGAUUUUCUUUUAAUGCCGCAAAAGAGGUUAGGACCCCGAAGAUAGUCAAGGUUGGUCUAAUUCAACAUUCAAUUGUUCUGCCCACUAAUGAACCAAUUGAUAAACAGAAAAAUGCAAUUUUUGAUAAAGUGGAAAAGUUAAUUGAGACAGCAGCUUCGGAAGGCGUCCAAAUACUAUGUUUGCAAGAAGCUUGGUAUAUGCCAUUUUUCUUGUGCACUCGGGAAAAGGAGGAUUGGGCUGAGUUUGCGGAACUUGCAGAGAAUGGACCAAGUUUUCAAUUUCUAAGUAAGUUAGCUAAAAAGUUUAGCAUGGUCAUAAUAUCUCCCAUUUUAGAAAAUGAUAACGGCGUUUGGUGGAACACGGCAGUAGUUAUAGACGAAAAUGGGAACUACAUGGGAAAGCAUCGCAAAAACCAUUUACCCAGUGUUGGCAGUUUCAGCGAAACAUUUUAUUAUUUACCUGGCAACACAGGUCAUCCAGUGUUCGAAACAAAAUACGCUAAGAUUGCAGUUAACAUUUGCUACGGUCGUCACCAUGCUUUAAAUUGGUUAAUGUUUGGUCUGAAUGGAGCAGAAAUAGUUUUUAAUCCUGCAGCAACUAUUUCUGAAUUCGGUGAAUCAUUUUGGGGCAUUGAAGCUCGGAAUGCAGCGAUUGCUAAUAGCUACUACACUUGUAGCCUCAACCGAGUAGGAACAGAGGAUUUUACAACGAAACUCAAUCAGAAUAUUACUAGAAGUUAUUAUGGAUCCAGUUACAUUACAGCUCCCAAUGGAUUCAGAACUCCGGGCUUAUCAAGAGAUAAAGAUGGACUUCUUAUUGUUGCAAUGGAUUUGAAUCUAUGCCGUCAAGUAAAGGACCAUUGGGGUUUUAAUAUGACUGCUCGCCUUGAUCAGUAUGCUAAAGAAUUAAAGGAAGCACUGACAUUAGGUAAAUAAGUAGAUUGUGUACUUUAACAUGAUAAAGUGGUUAUAUGUAAUAAAUAUUUGAGAAUUA